Molecule: messenger RNA, 863 nt
Organism: Fragaria vesca subsp. vesca
Lineage: Eukaryota; Viridiplantae; Streptophyta; Magnoliopsida; Rosales; Rosaceae
Product: protein TIC 20-v, chloroplastic-like
Exons: 1
Coding region: 38-676 (212 amino acids)
Source: RefSeq, a predicted model, not a curated record
CCACCCAAAAACCCGGACAUCCCAUUUCUCUUCAGAAAUGGCCAUGUCCAACUUCCUCUCCCCCACAACCCCUCUCCGCCUCUCCCACCACCCAACCCUCCUCCACUCCUCCCCAUUCUCUCUCCCCCACCACUCCCUUCUCUCACUCUCCCACCCCAUCAAACCCAGAAGACUCCUCCUCCUCACCCCCCAUUCCAAAGGCGGUGACGACUCUGUCGACGCCCCCGACCGCCUCAUCGCCGCCUUCUGUUAUUUCUACCCCUUCUUCGACGGCAUCCAGUACGGUAAAUACGUCAUCACCCAAUUCACUGCCAUCCAGGCUCUGAUUAACCCCCUGGUUCCUGCUAUAAGGGUCUUCAAGAGCUUCCCCUUUAAUGGGUUCUUGGUAUUUUUAACCCUCUACUUUGGUGUUGUUAGGAACCAGAACUUUAGUAGGUAUGUGAGGUUCAAUACCAUGCAAGUGAUUGUGCUUGAUGUGCUGCUCAUCUUUCCUGAUCUUCUGGAGAGGAGCUUCAAUCCCAGAGAUGGGGUGGGGUUGGAUUUGCUCAUGAGCUUGGAUAGUACUGUGUUUCUUUUUCUUUUGGUGUCUUUGGUUUAUGGGUCUGCUUCUUGCUUGCUGGGUCAGGUGCCCAGGUUGCCCAUUGUGGCUGAAGCUGCUGAAAGGCAAGUUCCUUGAGAUGAAAUGAAUUGAGAUUGAGCUUAUUCUUUUGUAGCAAAUUGUGAUGAUUUGUUGUCAAAGGGAGAGCAAGGCGAAGUUGCUGGAGAUAUUUUGUAGCCAAAUUGUGAUUUUUGGGUUACUGAUUAUGCUUAGCCACAAGAAAAGGAAGAAAUUCAUAUAGUAGUAGAAUGUUGAUGUUGUUGUC